Camponotus floridanus (Florida carpenter ant) is the source of this 1468-nucleotide messenger RNA. RefSeq lists its product as uncharacterized. The record is from RefSeq and is a predicted model, not a curated record. NCBI's taxonomy places the organism in Eukaryota, Metazoa, Arthropoda, Insecta, Hymenoptera, Formicidae. The coding region runs from base 651 to 1184 and encodes 177 amino acids. The transcript has 4 exons.
AUUUGAGAACCGCUGACUAUCACAUGCACAAUGACCGCAAUGCGUGCGCUUGUAUGCGUGUAUGCGUGCAAGCGGCAGUCGUGGUAUGGUAUCGAAUCACAGGAAUGACACGAGUAGCAUCGGUUCGGUAUGAAAAAAACGCUUGUAGAGGAAGUGUAUGAAGAUUAUUUUCUGAUAUACAUGGAGGAGGAUGCAGGAGUAUUAAAGAAUCAUCUAGGCAGAUGACGUGGCCAGCGAUACAGUUGACCGACUGUAAUCAGUCGUCCAGUUGUUCUCUAUGCGUUUUUACGCGAAAAAGGCGGAGAAAAGAUUCAACGGCAACGAGCAUAUCGUACGUGUAACGCAAAGUAAAUCGUUACAAUGCAUUACAUGACGUGUGCAAACGUAAUAUUGUGAUAGGUGUAUCAUAUAAGUACCAUCGUGUAUUGCUAUUUGGUAACAGAAGAUACAUACAUAUAUGUAGAGUAUCGACGAGGUUAAUACGAGGUUAAUUAAGAAAAUAAUAAGAUUAGAAAAUUAUGAUUUAGAAACUUGGCAUAGAAAUAAGAGCUUCAUAGUGAAAUCGGAGAGUUAUUAAUGAAUAAAGAGAUUUUAUUACCAGAAUAAAUUAAUCAUACAAAUAUCUCAUUAUCGAUUUAAAUAAUUUCUUGAUGAGGACUACAAAUAAUAUUGUGAAUAAAAUGUAUAACUUCAAGCCAAAUCUGAUUAUGAUAUACAUCAGUAUUUUAUCAUAUAUUUCGCGAGCACAGACAGAAGGCAUUUCUUGUUUUAAAUGUCUCAUGACACUGACAAGACCAGACGAAGAUAAAGAUUUGCUUUGUACCCACUUUGAUAAAAGUGCCAAAUUUCAGACAUUUUGUCCAACUUCAACACUUUGUAUGAAGAGAACUGUUCAAUAUAAAUCUAAAACAUCUGUAAUAACGACUGUUCAGAGGGAUUGUGCACCACAAAAAUAUACUUCUCAUGUUUACAAUAAUGUCAAUAAGCAAUGGGAUAAAAAAGAAGAGAUUAUAGCGACUGCUUAUGAAGAAGGUUGCUUUGUAGGUGAACAUAGAGGUGCACCGACUGGUCCACCUGAAUAUUGUUUUUGUAGUUUUCAUUUGUGUAAUUCAUCCUCACAAAUUGGAAUGUUUAACAUAAUAUAUGGGAUAAUUUUAGCACUGUUGAUUGCAAAAUUGAUGUAAAAAUUUUUCAAUUGAUAGCACACAAUGUAUUACUUAAAAGAAAGUGUUCAAAGCAUAAGAUAGUCUCUUCUGAUAAUUAUGAAAAUGCAAGUAGAUUUUUGCGUUACAACAAAUUGCAAAUAUAAACAUAUAAUACAAAAAUUUAUGUCCAAUAUGAAUAGCUAGAAAUAGUUCAUUUAUUUUAAAGAAUUGCUAAACAAUUUUAAUUGUAUGAUUCUCUAUAUUUCUAUUUAUGAGUUAGAACAGUAAAAUGAUCGAUAUUUCACAUAAAGAAAUAAUAAAAA